Molecule: messenger RNA, 695 nt
Organism: Microtus oregoni (creeping vole)
Lineage: Eukaryota; Metazoa; Chordata; Mammalia; Rodentia; Cricetidae
Product: paired immunoglobulin-like type 2 receptor beta-2
Exons: 4
Coding region: 1-681 (226 amino acids)
Molecular function (GO): MHC class I protein binding
Source: RefSeq, a predicted model, not a curated record
AUGGCUCUGCUGGUCUCACUUCCUGGAGAGAACCAGGCCAUGUUUUGGAUCCUAUUUCUGUUGCUGCCAACAUUGUGCCUGCAAGCUGGGAACUCAGCAGGAUCCAACAGAGGAAAUACCUUUGGUGUCAACCAACCAGCACGCCUCUCUGGUGUCCAGGGUGAGUCCAUCGAGAUCCCCUUCUCCUUCUACUUCCCCUGGGAGUUGGCAAAGGAUCCACAGAUGAGGAUUCUCUGGAGAUGGAAGCACUUCCAUGGGGAAUUGAUCUACAACUCCUCCUCGGGUUUCAUCCAUGAACAUUUCAAGGACCGGCUCAUCCUGAACUGGACACAGCCUCAGACAUCCGGAGUCCUCAGAAUCCUGGACUUGAAGGAGCAGGACCAGACAGUGUACUUCUGCCGAGUUCAUCUGAAAACAAAAAGAAAAUUCAUGGAGAUUAUGCAGUCUAUUCAUGGGAGCAAUAUCACUGUCACUCAUGCAGUCAGCACCACCAUGCAGAGCCCCUCCAUCAUCACCUCUGCAGUCACCACAGCUGGACUGGAGGACACAGAGGGACAGAGGAAUCCUUCACUUGUGAACAUAGGAGCCACAGUCGGGGGGGUGGUGGCCACGGCUGUGCUCAUAACCCCCGUCUAUGUGAUGCUGAUCUUCCUAUGGUGGAAGAAAAGGCCAGCAGACUAAAGCUGAAACCCCAG